AUGGCUGUCCUCGUCCUUCUGAUCCUUCUUGUGCAGUCCGGAAGCAGGGCUGAGAUGAGCACGGCGGAACUAGAGCCGUCCUCAGUAACUGUGCCGAUCAAUGUUAGAAUUCAGUCCUACAAUUUGACCCCAAUCCUGUAUUGGGACUACCAGAGCAUGCCCCAGAGUCCUGUUUUUACUGUAGAGGUAAAGUUCUAUGGGCGGAAAAUGUGGAUAAAUGCCUGCAACAAUACAUCUGAUCAUCAUUAUAAUAUUCUUAAUGUGGGUGACCCAGAUCUUCCUAUAUGGGCCAAAGUUAAAGCUAGAAUUGGACAAAAAGAAUCUGCCUAUGUAGAGUCCAAAGACUUUGUCAUUUGCGAAGAAAGAAAGAUUGGACCACCUAAACUAACUGUUACACAAGAGGAGGACCAUAUCAUCAUUGCUGUAAUUGACCCAGUAGUUCAUUUAAAUGGAGAAGGGCAGGAAGCCAUGUAUGAUACUCUAAUCUACAAAGUGUACGUGAGAGAGAACACAAGUGAGACCACAGCACACGAACUUGGAAGAGAUGACUACCUCUACACUCCAUGCCAAUUUAAAAUUCCAGUGCCCUCACUGAAUUCUGAGUACUGUGUUUCAGCAGAAGGAUUCUUAGAGGAUUCGAAUAUUAUAACUGAAAGGUCAAAAGAAGUUUGUAUUACCAUUCACAGUAGCAGCAUAAAGCUUUCAGUGGUAAAAAGUGCCACUUCGGAGUCAAAACUCGAAUCAAAGUAUGCGUCAUUCAUCUCAUCGUAUCAGCCGAUUACUGUGGAAAACGAGGCUGGUGUCUGUGGAGAGGAGGUGUCUGCAGGGACAGUGCUGGGCCCACGCAGUAAAGGAAAAGAGGGGUACAGCGGAGAGCUUUCCACAAAGAUUGAGGCGCUGACGCCCAGUGUAAGCGGUUCCGACCUGAAGGAGAGCUUUCCACAAAGAUUGAGGCGCUGA
Fukomys damarensis (Damara mole-rat) is the source of this 960-nucleotide messenger RNA. Its product is annotated as interferon gamma receptor 1-like. Gene Ontology annotation, molecular function: cytokine receptor activity; protein binding. NCBI's taxonomy places the organism in Eukaryota, Metazoa, Chordata, Mammalia, Rodentia, Bathyergidae. The record is from RefSeq and is a predicted model, not a curated record. Gene Ontology annotation, biological process: type II interferon-mediated signaling pathway.